AUGCUGGCGUUCUCGCCCACAGACUGGCGGGCAGGUGUCUCUGGAGACAGCCAGCUCGAUCAUCAAAGCAGCUAUUUGUUGACGCAAACAGACGGAGCAACAAUAUCCCUCGACUUCUAUGGCAGCUCUGUUCAUAUAUAUGGUUCCAAGCGUUCGUAUCAUGGACCGUACAAGGUCCAGCUCGACAAAAACCCCUAUCAAACCUUCAAUGGCCUUUCGUAUACGGAACUUUUUCAGCAAUCGUUAUUCAGCGCGAACAUGACUUUGGGAGAUCAUGAGAUACGGAUAUCGAAUCAAAACAUCACAUUUACGGAUGUGGACUAUAUUGAAUUUCAAACCAGUGUUGGGAAUGUGAAUGAAACACUCAUCGUGAAUACAUUUCAGGAUGGGCAUUCUUCCUUUAGAUAUGCACCACCUACAUCUUGGAGAAUUCCUGACAAGGCUGGUGAUGCGGUUGCUUUAUAUGGGCCUGUUGGUCCGAACAGUUGCACGGCAUAUUCUGUCAAAGUGGAUAAUGGAAACCCGACAGUAUUCUCAGCAAAUAGACAGUUCUACAGACCCCAGCAAAUUCUGUUCUAUGCUUUUAAUCUCGGCGUUGGGCAGCAUAUGCUACAGAUACAGCUGCCAGGAUCAUCGACAUCGGGCGAGUUUGCAAUUGACUUUGCAACUGUUUAUACAACGCCCUCGCUUGGUGGAAGUUUUGCUAGUGGCGAUCCUGGGGUUAAUGCACCAGACCCUACCAGCACGGGAGGACCUGCCACAAACGCUGAUAAGAGGGAUCUUUUCAUUGGAAUCGCCAUUUCUGCAGGGGUUGCCGCAUUAGCAAUUGUAGCAUGCAUCAUCCUCUUCUUGCGCCGCUCAAGAACAACCCUUAUACCAAAUCCAAAUGAUAAAGAAAUUCAACGUAACAGUGCAAUCUCUCCAUUCACAUCACUACCCUCUGCCCAGCCUACAAGCCUCAACUCGGCGGAAUCGCAAGUAUCAUCCCAACCGCUGACACUGCAACCUGCGCAGCGGGAGCAGCACAGUAAGUUUUCACUAAGUCCGGCACCGGUACGGACCCAGGGGCAGGUGCCCAUACACGGCGCUGCAAACCACUAUCGCGCGGCGACGAGCACGUCCGGGUCAGAGUCCGUAGUCCAAGCUAUUCAACAAGUUGUUGAGGUUCCGGUGCCGCAAGAACAUAUGGACAUCUCGAUCUCGCCGCCGCAGUAUACUGUUAGUCCGGGUACUCCUCGAGAUAAUGGUCACGGUCGUACUUAG
Molecule: messenger RNA, 1263 nt
Organism: Psilocybe cubensis
Lineage: Eukaryota; Fungi; Basidiomycota; Agaricomycetes; Agaricales; Agrocybaceae
Exons: 6
Coding region: 1-1263 (420 amino acids)
Source: RefSeq, a predicted model, not a curated record